Camelina sativa (false flax) is the source of this 1004-nucleotide messenger RNA. Lineage: Eukaryota; Viridiplantae; Streptophyta; Magnoliopsida; Brassicales; Brassicaceae. The record is from RefSeq and is a predicted model, not a curated record.
AGAAACCCCUAAGACGAUCGUUUCAAGUUUCCAACUUUUUUUUUUCCUCUUCAAAUCGAUCGCCGUUUCCUCCAUACUCCGUCCACCGUUCACACUUCCGGCGCCGUUGCCUAUCCAAAAUCUACACUUGUCUUAAAACAUGAGUCGUAAUCCGGAGGUUCUUUGGGCUCAGCGUUCUGAUAAGGUUUACCUAACCGUUGCCUUACCUGAUGCGAAGGACCUUUCAGUCAAGUGUGAGCCUCAGGGUCUAUUCAGUUUCUCUGCUCUUGGUGCCCUAGGCGAGCGCUUUGAAUUCAGCUUGGAGUUAUAUGGGAAGAUUCUGCCAGAAUAUCGGAAGAAUGUAGGGCUUAGGAACAUCAUAUUUUCAAUUCAAAAAGAAGAGAAAAGUUGGUGGACACGACUGCUGAAAUCAGAAGAGAAACCCGCACCUUAUAUCAAAGUCGAUUGGAAUAAAUGGUGCGAUGAGGAUGAGGAGGUCAACUCUGAAACGGCCUCUGAUGAUGAGAGUGCAUUUGUUGAUCAAGAUGAAAGCAGUGAUGAUGAUGGAUUGCUCUAUCUUCCUGAUCUGGAAAAGGCAAGAAGAAAUUAAGCUUUACGGCAACAACAACCAACCAAACCAACUGGAAGCUGAAGAUAAGGUAAAAGACGAUGAAUCGAAGCUUAGGAUGAUCCAGUUUGCUUUGUACCCGACUAAACCUAUUGUUCAUGCGGUUUAUGUAGCUUACCUCUGAUUAGAUAUCUCAAAGGAAUCAGCAUUAGUUGUCUCUGAUAUAGUUCUCGAGUUUCUCUGACUUAAUUUGGCUUCUUUUUUUUCUUUGGUUCACAUUGGAUCCACUUUCUAGGUCUGGUCCAGUUAGGGUUCGGUAUGUGAACUCUACCAAGAGUAGGAACUAGUAAGUAAUGUAAGGGUAUGAUUUGGUUUCUACUUUCUAAUACCCAUUUAAUCACACUAUGUCUUCUUUAAAAAGAUUCAGUUUCAUUUUUUAAGCUCUUGCUAAUGUUAA